UCGAUUCUCAAGAAACUCUUUAUUAUAUAGUACAACUUAUGAAGGAGAGGGAUAUCCGAUUUUUCAAUUAAUUUAUAUUAAAAAAAAACCCAUACCUGAUCGUGUUUUGUGAGUUUCAAAAUUUCCAACAACCAUUCAUCGGCGGGAUUUACAGAGAUGGAACCUUUUUCCGGCGACCCAGUUUCCACCUCGUAUUGGGAUCACUUUGUUUUUCUUCUUCUCCGUCCGACUAUCGCCGUUGUCUUUAGCAUCUCCGUCCUCUUAUUCGGGUGGUUCUUGGCAUGGAAGCUGGUGCUUGUUCAUGUGCCUUUGGUGCAGGAGAUAUUUGGUCUGCGGAAAAAACCCGUCAGGCCAAAGCCAGCUGGUAGAAGAAGGUUCACUCAGUUUUACAAUAGGAUUAAUGCUCAGAAUCAGAUCUUGGAGUUAAACCCGCUGCAGAACUCAGCAGGAGAUUGAGUUGCUGUCGAUGAUGCCACCUGCCGUAACUUUGCAACUGUAACCUAUUUGACAGCUGAAAAAAAGUGUAAGCUUAAAAAAUGGCAUCCAUAAACAGAUAAGCUAAAGAAGAAGAGUUUUGAAGCUGUGUUUUAUUUAUUUAUUUAUUUAUU
Molecule: messenger RNA, 608 nt
Organism: Striga asiatica
Lineage: Eukaryota; Viridiplantae; Streptophyta; Magnoliopsida; Lamiales; Orobanchaceae
Source: the annotation of a GenBank genome assembly